Messenger RNA from Oenanthe melanoleuca, 5364 nucleotides. It is a transcript of the gene NR2E1, whose product is annotated as nuclear receptor subfamily 2 group E member 1. The record is from RefSeq and is a predicted model, not a curated record. Gene Ontology annotation, biological process: negative regulation of transcription by RNA polymerase II; anatomical structure development; cell differentiation. Lineage: Eukaryota; Metazoa; Chordata; Aves; Passeriformes; Muscicapidae. Gene Ontology annotation, molecular function: nuclear receptor activity; RNA polymerase II cis-regulatory region sequence-specific DNA binding; zinc ion binding. Bases 253 to 1410 code for a protein of 385 amino acids. The transcript is spliced from 9 exons.
AAAUUUUUCUCCACUUUUCUCUUUCCCCUCCCAUCCUUUCCGCGUCCCCGCAGCGUGUCCCCGUCCCUCGGGAGGACAUCGCUGGGGGAGCGGGGCUGCGGCGAGGAUGUGCCGGCCCCCGCGGCGGAGCCAGCAGUGAGCACCCAAGGGAGGCACCUGCCCCUCGGAGCAGGGGGGCCCGGGGGGGCCUCGCCGCCUCGCCCCGCCGCCGACACUUCGCUCCGAGUUUAGCGACACGCGGGGGCUUCGAGCAUGAGCAAGCCGGCGGGAUCAACAAGUCGCAUUUUAGACAUCCCUUGCAAAGUGUGUGGGGACCGCAGCUCCGGGAAGCACUAUGGGGUUUACGCCUGCGAUGGGUGCUCGGGAUUUUUCAAGCGGAGCAUCAGGAGGAAUAGGACCUAUGUUUGCAAAUCAGGAAAUCAGGGAGGUUGCCCGGUGGACAAGACGCACAGGAACCAGUGCCGAGCGUGCCGGCUGAAGAAAUGCUUGGAGGUCAACAUGAACAAAGAUGCGGUGCAGCACGAGCGGGGCCCCCGCACGUCGACGAUACGAAAGCAGGUGGCCCUGUACUUCCGCGGGCACAAGGAGGAGAGCGGCGGAGCCCCGCACUUCCCCGCUGCCGCCCUGCCGGCGCCCGCCUUCUUCACCGCCGUCUCCCAGCUGGAGCCCCACGGCCUGGAGCUGGCCGCUGUCACUGGCACCCCGGAGAGACAGGCUCUGGUGGGCCUGGCACAGCCCACCCCGAAGUACCCACAUGAAGUCAACGGUACCCCUAUGUAUCUCUACGAAGUGGCCACUGAAUCCGUCUGCGAGUCUGCAGCCAGACUUCUGUUCAUGAGCAUCAAGUGGGCCAAAAGUGUCCCAGCCUUCUCCACCUUGUCCUUACAAGACCAGCUGAUGCUUUUGGAAGAUGCUUGGAGAGAACUGUUUGUUCUAGGAAUAGCACAAUGGGCCAUUCCAGUUGAUGCUAACACUCUACUGGCUGUAUCUGGCAUGAACAGUGACAAUACAGAUUCUCAGAAGCUGAAUAAAAUUAUUUCAGAAAUACAGGCUUUACAGGAGGUUGUGGCUAGAUUUAGACAACUUCGGCUAGAUGCUACUGAAUUUGCCUGUCUCAAAUGCAUUGUCACUUUUAAAGCUGUGCCCACACACAGUGGUUCUGAACUGAGGAGUUUCCGAAAUGCUGCCGCCAUAGCAGCCCUUCAAGACGAAGCCCAGCUCACCCUGAACAGCUACAUUCACACCAGGUAUCCCACACAACCCUGCCGUUUUGGAAAACUUCUAUUGCUUUUACCAGCUUUACGUUCAAUUAGUCCAUCUACAAUAGAAGAAGUGUUUUUCAAAAAGACCAUUGGGAAUGUACCAAUUACAAGACUGCUUUCAGAUAUGUACAAAUCCAGUGACAUAUAAAUUACCUUAAAAUAAACAAUCAGGAUGGACAGUUUGAGAAGAACUUUUAUCUAUGGAGAAUAAGCCUCAACUAACAAAAUCUACAGGAAGCAUAAGCCUGGGAAUGUUUAGUCCUUAAACUCAUUGACAAAAAAUACCCCAGUAGAUAUGAUUCUGCUGCUCUGAACAGAGUGAUUUAGAUCAUGGAGAGAAUGCUUUGUUCUACAGAAAAAGUGAAAGUGGUUGGAAUUUGGCUGCUAUUCCUGUUACUACAGGAUGGAGGCAAUUCAGAUGCCAGUCAUAGUUAACAAAGACUCUGCUAUUCUCUCAUUUAACUGGCAGAUCUGAGACAAAAUGUGAAAGAAGGUACUUUAGCUUGCUCAGUAUUUGGAACCGGGUGACCAAACUUGGCUUCUGUUGUAACACAAGAUGUGGUGGCCUUCAGAAUUGUUUUAAAAGUAGCCUAUGUUGGGAAAAUGUUUUUAAUACGAUAGGCAACAUUUGAGACCAAGUUACCAAAACAUUGCUUCUGCUAUAAUACAUCAUGAAGUGGCCUUCAGAACUGAUUAAAAGGUAGCUUAUGACGGCAGCUCCAUUCUUCCUACAAAGUGAAUUGGUGAUCUUUGACACGGAUGUCACCACAAUUCGUUCAGUUAACAUUUCAAAGACAGAAAGAAGAGCUUUAUACAUUUCCUCCCCGACCUUCCCUCCUUCCUCUUCCACACACACAGACAUACAUUCACACACACACACACCUGAAAAGAGACAACACAAGAAAGGAAGACUAAAACAGCAAAACCAAAUACAAUGGAGAUGACCGCUUCAGUGAUCUGCUGGCUGUCCAGUUGGCACAGUGCUGAAACCAAAGGCAACGGUGGCCAAACUCUUUGUCGAUGAGAUGCGCAGAGAAAUGAAAUGACUAUAAAAAAAGUCAAUGGAAGGAAUUUUAUUUCAAAGAAAUAAAGGUUGUUGACUGAUACAAUGCUAACAAUUUCCAAAAGUCUCCAAUGCCUUUUUAGAAAACUCCAGGUUCUAAUUUUGAAGCCUUGUUCGCCUACACCCUCUCACACACACAAAUGUUAUAAGCUGCUUAUUUGAUGUAUGAAAAAUGUAGAAAAAAAUUUUAAAGAUAGCUGCUGUACUUUUCAAAAUCUGAUUUGUUAUUAGGAACUAGCACUGAGAAAGAUCAGCACUUGAACUAUCAUAGAAUGAGUAAAACUUUUCCUGUACAAAGUGGAUUAACCGAUUUGUGAAGUUAAAAAGUUGUACUCAUUGUAUUUACAAAGAAUAAAAAUAUAUUGAAUUUAAAUUACUUUCCACUGAUCUUUUAACAGUUAUCCUUAAUCAGCUUCUGUCACUGUUUCCUACUUACCAGGGAAUAGAGAUAUUCUUUACUGAAAUGGAUUGUCCUAGGUCCUGUGGAGUUUCCAUCACCAGAGGUUUUUAAAAACAGGUAAGACAAACAUUAAAGGAGUAGCUUAGGUGAUCCUGCCUUGUGAGAUCCUGCAUAGAGCUAUUUCUGUAAUCCAAAUAAAUAUUAGCAGCAAGGCUGCUUUCUCAAGAAGGUGACAUGUAACUUUUUCUAGGAUACAACACUAAAUGCAUCAGAGGUCUACUCCAGUAUGUGCCUUCUGUUGCAUGGUAUUACAAUUUUUAAUAUCAGUGAACGGUGCAGCUAACAAAAGGUGAUGAGUACAAAAGCACUGCUUCAAUUAAAAAGACUGAGGUUUUAUUAAGAUGUCUAACUGCAUAAUCACACCAAAGAAAGGAGGAAACUAUUCCCAACCAACAGAACAAUUUGGCAAUAGUAGGAGGGAAAUGUAUUGUUCAUAUGGCAAUGAGUAAUGAAGAACCAUGCAUGCUAAAAUGACAUGUGGAAAUAAUCUCUGUGUGUUGAUGGCUCAUUGGUUUGCAGUGUCAAGGAAUACAGAUCACAAGUGAAAUCCUAGCUCUUGACUUUGAAGCUCAAAAAUCUCACAUGUUUCAGAGGUCAAAGUUUUAACCCCAGCUCUUUCCAUUUGCAGUCUGCUGGGUCUAAUAUUCUAUCUUUUCCAAGACAGACAGACCUAAAUACACAAGAUGAGUCACAGGCUAUGGGACCUCAAAGUAUCUUCUAUACAAAACAGCUUAGAGCACUUAAAAAUGCACUUACCACAGGGCACAGCACACUCUUGGAAAGAAACCAACAAACUUUAUAAUCCCUUCUUCCUGCACCUGUAAUAAUCUUUAACCAUUUUCUGUUCUCUACAUUAAAAAGAACCUGAUAGGGCAGAAAAAUCAAUUGUGGUUCUCCACUCUGUGACAAUUCAGUUUAUGAGCUAGAGAAGUAGAACCCAGCGCUGCACAGAACCCAUCACAGAACAUUCAUUUCAAUGAGAUUCAUGUUACUGUUCCAGAGCAGCAAUAAUAAACAUGAACUGCAUCCACCCUGCUAGGCAAUCAGGCAAUCACACCCUGUAGUUUGCUGUAGUCCCAGUUCCUACAUCACCCAGGCUAGAGGACAAAACAGAGUAUACUGGCAUAGCAGGCUGGGCAAUGGGACCACACCCAUAUCUCAUCCUCUUACCUGCAAGAUCUGGCCCAGCUGCAGAGCAGACUCUCAAGCUGGGAACAAUGCCCAGAUCCCUGUGGUUAAGGCACAGCUAAUCUCAGAUUGUGUCUUGCUUCCAUUACUGCACAUUGCACUGAAGCACAACCAGUUCCACUACACUAGAAUUAGGGUCUCUAGCUAGCCUUGAAGGACUAAGGGCUAGGUGAGAUCCCAGAGUGCUAUGCAAAUGCCCUGUCAUUCUAAUGGACUAAUGCUCAAAAGUCCUUUGGAAAUAGGAAUACUUUGAUUUCAAGAAUGCAUUUUUUCCCUCUUCAACUUAAAUAUUUUGGGCAUUUUUCAUGGCAAAUGAUAGAGAUUGUGUCAUCAUCUUUCAGGUUUAAGAUAUGGCAUUUGCUUUGAUUUCUGAAAGAAGCUUCUCUCAGAAAAUAACAUUUGAGAAAAAAAAAUCCAGCUUAUUCUGUGUCUAAACCUACAUAAUGAAACUUCAAUAGACUUAAUCCUUCUUUCCCCCUUUUCAAGAAUAACCCCUGGGCUGCAAAUGAACUGUCAGUUUUGGUCCUUGGUUUCGUGAAUAGCUAGAGAGAAUCAAGAACAGUUAGAGAGAUCAGCACAGUCUCAAUUGAGGUUUCCACCUGAAUUUAAAUUAUUCAGAGCAAUUAUUCAAACACCUAUCUAUUCAGUGUAGCUAAUCACUAGUACUAUGUGUAAUCCAGCCAGCCACCACUGCCUUGUCAAUUCAGUCUUUUACAUUCAGAUUUCCAUAAAUGAGAUUAAUAGUCUUAGUUAAAAGACUACUAAUUUUGCCAGCAAGUUUGUAGGGUGCUCUUUACAGAGAUAAGUGUCAUAAGAAGGAAAGAACCAGCAGAGCUGAGUCUAAACCAACAUGUAGCUACCAAAUAGCACAAAACACUAGAGCAGAUUACUGCUAGAGUGUUCUGGAAUCUGCUUUCAAGAGCAUCUGGAGAGGUAACUUCCCAUGUUACCCAAAUAUCCCAUUUGGAAGACUAAGGAAGCUUUUCUAGCUCACUUCCUUCUCGUAUAAAAGACAACCUCAGCAGUGCCACCUGUGAAUUGCAGUUCAGUCAUCCAGCACCUGAACUGCUCCAGUGGUCAAACCAGCACAAUGCUACAGCUCACCCCCUCCUUUAGUGUUCAGGGAAGUGGUCUCUGAUCACUUAUCAUCUUACAGCAGACUUGUAUGGCUUCCUAAUUCUAUCUGCAGAGCAGAGCUACUUUAAUCUAGGAAUGUUAUAACAUAGAUGAUGUAAAUGUUCCUUUCUCUAUAGGACGGCGUAGUUUUCACUGGCUAGUUGAAGCUAGGUUGAUGCUUCUCAUGCCAGGUAGAAAGGUACUCCUUUCCCAGUUAUUGAAGUCACAGAUCUGUGCAAUGCCUACCAUGAGUGGGAUUCCAACUUUGGCUCCAU